Molecule: messenger RNA, 4055 nt
Organism: Prorocentrum cordatum
Lineage: Eukaryota; Dinophyceae; Prorocentrales; Prorocentraceae
Source: the annotation of a GenBank genome assembly
GCUCGUUUCUUUUGCUUGCAGCACGGCGCCCAGUGCCCCGCCGCGUUUGGCAAUUUUACUUCUGGGCAGCCUCUUAUCUCAAAUCGCGGUUGUCCGAGGAGCCACCGUGCGCGGUGCCGCGUUGCGUUGUCUAGGGGCGUCGGGGCAGCAUGUCGAGUAUUCUCGACGGCGCAGAGGGCCAUGUCGAGCCGCCGCCGCAGGUGUUCCCUCGCGUGCGCAGGCCGUGCAAAUGGUGCUUGCGGUACAACGACACGCCGAACCCGAUCUUGAGCAAGCGCGCCUCGCACCCGCACUUGACUUGGCGCCGGGAGAAGGGUUGUGAGUGUAGCAAUUGCCCGUGGGUUCUCGCAGCGUACGAAGAGUACGAAGAAGAUAAACCGACCUCCUCGCAAAGUUCAACGUCGAUGGUGGCAAGUCCCUGAGGCCGCUCUUCAUAGAGCGGCUCGAGAAGUGGGAGGCGGAGAAAAACACCAACCCCACUGGCAAGACCAAGAGUGGGAAUAAGAAACCUGCUGGGGCCCCUCGCAAAGUCACGGCGAGAUGCACGGCGGGCAGGGAAACCAAGGAAUUCUUGGGUUAUUUUUGGAGGGAGAAGUUGUGGAAGGAGCAUCACCCAGGAAAGAAACUCACGAAAAAGGAUAUCACGUGGAUCAACCACAAUGGGAAGCGAGAGAAAGGCAUCAUUCUGGACGAGAGCCACGGUAAACCCAUCGGAGUCAUUGAGGUCAAUGACAUUAGCCAGAUCGCUGUGGACAAGACUGGCCAGCUAGCAGCCAGCGACAGCGAUUUGGACGACGACGUCGACGCUGCGUUCGAGCACGCUUCGAAGAGGAUGCGUUUUUCGGCCUCCAAGAGCGAGAACUCCGACGUCGGCGCCUAUAAGCUCAAGGGGGAGUCCGCAUCCCGAAAGGAUGGCGCACCAGGGGACGACGACCUGAUGGACUUGAUCUGGGGGGGGUCGGAGACCUUCGCGGGGCAGGAUGACGAGGGCGGCCGAGGCCAAGGCAGCGGCAGCCGAGGCAGCGGCGGCCGAGGUCAGGGCCCUCGCCCUAGCCCCAGCAAAGCAAUUGGCAAGGCGACAACAUCCAAGGCCCCAUCGAAGACCACGGAUGCCAAGAUCAUGAAAGAGUUUGAGGCGUCGGAGAAGGCCGUUCUGAGCGCAGACCACAUGCUGAGGAAGCUGGAGGACAGCCAACGCAUCGGCGGGAUCACUGUCGACGCUUUCGUGCGCGAGGUUGCAAAGUUGGACCAGCGUCUUACGCCGGAGCUGACUAUCCUGUACAGCAAGGACUACAAUGGCACGGAUGGCACUCCAGGAAUGACAGUGUAUGAAGAUCUCCAGAAAGCUCGCGACAAAUUGAGGUCGUGCGAUGGCGUCGUGGUUUGUCUCAACGCCAAAGAUGGCGAGAGGACGUCAGCUGAGUCCCUUCUGGCGGAGCACAACAUUGCCAAGGGCGCAGGCGUCCAGAUAGCCAGCUUCGUGUUGGAGACCGUGGUGAUUCGCGGCUUUAGCGAAGCGAGGCGUGAGAAGAAUUGGGGCGCGUGUCAGGCGAUCCUCUCCUCCAGGUCCCCGUCCAGUGAGAACCCCAUUAAGCACGAGUUCGGCUUCCACCUUUUCGAGAAGGAGGCUGACGUGCAGGUUUUGCAGAGCCAUCUCCUCCUGGUAACCAUCAUCGAGAUGCUGAAGGGUGGCCAGGGCGCCCCGCCAGGCCAUUCCGAGAGCGAGGCGUUGAAACAGGUUCGCGCAGCAGCAGGUGACCUUCACACAUUCUUGCACCAGGUUGCCUUGCCGCCCGACGUCCGCAUCCUGGAUUCGACGAUGAGGGACCACGUGGAGCGCCUCGGUUUACUCACGUCGGCGGCCGUCGGCACAGUUCCCGAGGACACGUUGAAGGUGGAGCGCGCUCUGCAGGAGCUGCGGAGCGCGAAGGAAGGCCCAUUCUACAAGGCUUUGUUCAUGUUUGAGACAGGGAAGCACAUCGUCAAGGUUGUCACGGAUCUGCUGGCGAGAUGGGCUGCCGACAAACGGUUCACCAAGGAGGUGGCGGACCUCAAGCUGAUGUGCCAACGUUUGCCGCAGGCGUCGGCGAACAUCGAGAAGGUUGCCGAGACUGGGGCAAUGCAGUGCCGCGCCGCCAGCCAAAGCUCGUGGACCGACGCCCGCAAGAAGCUAGUCACCAUCGAAGCCAACUGCACCGACGCGUUCAAGAAGCAACACGCAGCGGCCUUGGAGGAGUGCAAGGCCACCCUGGGCAGCAUGGAGACAUGCGUCGCCAGCGCUUGCCGGGCGCAUUUCGCCGCCGCCUGCUCGAGCAUCUUGCCCGAACUGACGGCUGCAAUCGGCAGCGGGUUGCCGAUCGAGGGGGCGGCCGACAAGCUCAAGACUUUGGACGACGCGAUCGUCGGCAUCUCUCAGACGCCGUUGGUGACCGUCGCUUCGGAGAGCUCCAAGAAUGCGUACAAGGAUGACUCAGCCAAGAUGUCCGCGUUCGUAGUGUCCCUGCGGAUUCUCGCGCCAUUGCUGCACUGCGUCACGGUCAACAACUUGAGCGCUGCAGACGCGUGCUUGCAAGCGGCUUCGUCAGUGAAGGUUGUGUUCCAAGACUGCUCGAUGCUUGAUGCGUUUCAAAUUGCCUUGGAAUCCAAGUGCGUUGCCGAGAAGAAACGUUACUUGUCUAAUUUGGUGGUCUCUUCCCACAAGUUCAUUCUCGCCCUUGCGCCAACCAUGCCUGGGUUGCAAGCCGCCGAGCUGCCCAAGGUGACGGGUGACGUCGUCGGCACCAUCUUCAACAGGGACUUGAUCGGCACGUGUGAUGCGAGCGAUUCCGCCGAGGCUACAGCUUUGGAGGCUGGGUGCAAAGACUUGUGCACCAACUUGGCCGCGAGGUUGGAUAAGAAGUCUGCUGUCCUGGAGGUGGAAAGCACAAGCGUGCCCCUCAAUGUUGUGUGCCUAAGCGCCACCCUGUUACCCGUUGGCCAAUUCACGCUAGACGUCGUUAGCAGCAACCGCCUUUUGGAUGCCACGGCAGCCCGGCGCCUCUUGACUAAGCUGAAGCAUCUCAUCGUGGCCAGCAAAGAGUUCGACUUGGCGCAAGCGACCAUGCCAUUCGGAGAGUACGCCAUUGACAAGUGCGCCGGCUGGAUGAAUAAGGCCCUGCGUGAAACCAGCACCACGUACACGAGGCUGGCGACCACCUGCCAGAAGUUGACAAACGAUCCGAAACUUAAAAUCUUGGGGGACGCCAUCGACAGUGACGAGUUCCCCAACAAUGACGCCAAGUUCGUUGACAUCCCUAACACCAAGGAGGCGGUAGAAUUUUUCACUUUCUGGAAAGAGGUCGUGGCCCUUGAUUCCGCGGAGAAAGAAUGGAUGCCGCAGUUUGAGGCGCUGCUCCCUUUAUGCAAGUCGCUGCCAGACUUCAACGGCCUCGCGAAGCUCACUAAAGCCAUCUCCGAUCUCGUGGCCGUGCCUCGUCAGCUUUGCUCUAAGGAUACGGGGGUGCUGGAGAAGGGGGGGCUGAUCGUGGGCACGCUGAUCGGCGUGCAGGCUGGUUGGCGAAAGCUGGCCCCGGGCGAGACGAGGUCGACACUCGUUUCCAAGGCGUUGAAGGGCAUCCCUAACAGGCCAUAUAUGAGUGUGAACAAAAAACUGGCGAUCCAUUUGCAGGGCAUGUCGUGAGUUUGCUCGGGGCGGGGGGCGGCGUGGCUGCGCCAAGGAGCCCAGCGUGCAUGCCGCGGGGGUCACGCGCGCGCGUUGGCGCCACGUUCGCAUCGGGGUUUGGCAUCGGCUCCUGGGCGCGGUGGCACUUGCGAUCACCAGCGGUUGCACGGGGCAAGACACAACCGUUUCAAAAUGAUGCUGUCGCACGCGUGGUUGCCAAGCCAAGCUGUUUGCCAUUGGGUUUCGUCGGACUCGGCUGAAGCAUGUAGUCCAGAAGUUGACCUGUGCUCGUUUAACACGUUAGCGUUCAUUUGAUUUUGCGCGGUGCUAGAGACUGGGCUCGACUCGACUGGCCGGCGAGUCGGAGCGCGGUUCAACCGAGGAGGAAAAUGCA